This is a messenger RNA of Pneumocystis carinii B80, 1404 nucleotides long. RefSeq lists its product as hypothetical. The coding region runs from base 1 to 1404 and encodes 467 amino acids. Lineage: Eukaryota; Fungi; Ascomycota; Pneumocystomycetes; Pneumocystales; Pneumocystaceae. The transcript is spliced from 5 exons. Gene Ontology annotation, molecular function: protein binding. The record is from RefSeq and is a predicted model, not a curated record.
AUGGAAUCAUUAGAUUUUUCUAUGAAGAUUUGUAGAAGAAUUGGUCUUUCAGGAGUAAAAUAUUGGAGAUGUGGUUUAGUUUCAGUCAGCUUGAAAAAUGUUUUUGUGGGAGUGGAUGAUGCCAUACGUGUGUAUGAAAAGUCAUAUUCAGAGGGCUUAGUUGAAAAUUUAUUCCGGGAGCUUAAAUGUCAAAUAGAACCACAGUCAGUUAUUCGUGGAGAAAUAGACAUUAUGACGCCUCUAUCAUUUAAUUCUAUUAAGGUAGGAUAUAUUGGUGAUGAGGAGGUUCUUGUUUGCUGCACGGAUUCUGGGUUUGUUAAUGUAUGGUUUACGGAAGAUUUAUUACGACCACCUUUGAUCUUUAAUACUGGAAGAAGUGCAUGGGGAAUUGCUAUACACCCAUCUAAAAGGCUUUUAGCAAUAAGUUCUAAUUCUCAUUAUAUUUCUUUAUGGAAUCUUGGAGUUUUAAAUCCAUUUAAAGAAUGGAAUACAGAUAAUGUUGAAUGGCCUCAUAAGUUUUAUGGCCAUAACGAUAAUAUACCAAGUAUUUGUUUUAAUAAGAGUGGUACUAUUCUUUCAAGUGUUGGCAUUGAUGCGACAUGUAGACUUUGGGAUGUUAUAUCAGGUUCAUUACUUCAUGUUUAUAUAGAUUCUGACAGGGGGUGGUUUAUUGGUUUUAUUGAUUCAAUGGCGUUUAAAGUUUUGAAACGUGCAGAUUUAUCAGAAAAACAAUUAAAUUUUGAUUCAGAACAAGUAAAUACAACUUCUAUGAACAAAAAUAAUACAAAGGAGACAGAUUUAUUGCAUAUGAUUGAAGAUUGUUCACGUUUAGAUGAUAAAAAAGAAAAGACUUUACAUGAUUCAGAUACGGAUGAUUCUUUGGAAGCGCAGAAUGCUUUUUAUACUAAUGUUAGCAUUCGGGAAUUAUUUAAACAAAGUAAUCAUAUUAGUUCAGAUUCUUUAGACUCUUCCUUUGAAAAGCAUGAUGAUUUUUUUUCAUGUUAUACUUCAAUAAAUUAUAAUGAAUUGCUUUUUUAUGGAACAGAAAAAAGUAUAAAAGUAUGUUGCAUUAGGGAAGCACUGCCAGGGAUUCAAUUGUUGGCAGAAUGCAGGGAUAUUUUUGAUAAUAAUGAGGUCAUUGAGAGUAUUUUAAGAUAUAUGGAUAGAAUUAACAUGGUGGAGUUUAUUCCUGAUUUAUCCCUUUGUAUUGUAGCAUCGCAGAAAGGCAAGGCAUGCUUAAUGCAUAUGGCAAAAAGUGUAGUCAAGUGUAAAGAUGGCACUAUUUUAUCAAGUUACACAGUAAUUGCUGAUCAACAGUUUCCGGAAGACCCGCCUUUAUGUGGAUUGCUUGGAAUGACGGUAGAAAAGGUUUUUUUGAGACGCUAUAAAAUUUAUGUAAGAUGA